Messenger RNA from Mus pahari (shrew mouse), 7906 nucleotides. RefSeq names its product centrosomal protein 192 (gene Cep192). Gene Ontology annotation, biological process: mitotic spindle assembly; centrosome-templated microtubule nucleation; centrosome duplication. Bases 225 to 7613 code for a protein of 2462 amino acids. Gene Ontology annotation, cellular component: centriole; pericentriolar material; cytoplasm. Gene Ontology annotation, molecular function: protein kinase binding. Lineage: Eukaryota; Metazoa; Chordata; Mammalia; Rodentia; Muridae. The record is from RefSeq and is a predicted model, not a curated record. The transcript is spliced from 45 exons.
GACGUUUUCCUGGCGCUCGUGGCUGGCGGAGCUGGGGGCUCGUGGCCGGACUUUGUGUGGUUAAGCAUGAGGUCCCUUCUGACAUCGUCGUUUGGAGGCCAGCUGUCUAUAGGACAGUGCAGUCAUUCGCACUUACCCUUUUGAAAUCAUGCUUCUGGUAUUUUCAUUUCGACCAAACCAACUUUUUCUUCAGAUUUCAGCGUUGUGGGCGAACUUCACGUGAGAUGGAAGAUUUGCGAGGAAUAGCAGAAGAGUCAUUUCCAAGCUUUUUAGCCAAUUCACUACUUGGUAAUAGUGAGGUUUUGGGAAAUGUCACUUUUCCAUCAAAUUUUGGCUUGCCCAUUGCUGUUUCUACACUUGCCAAGAGCAGACCCAGCACUGACAACAGGUGUCCUGAUGUCCAGGAAUCAUACUUAAUGGAAGAGAGGUUUUCAGUUCCUUCCGCAUCAUCUCCCAGGUUCCAGAGGGACAUCCCUGAGCCCAGAGAAAGAUUAAGACUCAGCUUUCAGAGUGAUGAUUCUGCUAUAAGGAAAAAGAACUACAUAGAAAGCCCAGAUUUGUCACAUGCUCUCAUGAAACCAAGAGCAGAAGAGAAGCAAGUCAACACUGCAUCUGUUCAGGGUCAAAGCCUUCUGGAUGGAGUUUCUCCUCGGCAACAGGUACCAGAUUCAGCUCUUGAUUUUCACUUAAAAUCAUGGACAAAUAAUCAAGAACACAAGAUCGCCAUGCCUGAUCCUAAGAAGCAUCUUGAAGCAGUGAAUCCAAACAGUGAUUUCAGCCAUACCAGCUUGUUAGACAAUGAGAAACUUCUAACACUGACAAACCUGGACAGUUCCUCGGAUGAUGAUAUUAAUGAUGAAGAAUUUUAUGAUGAUCAUUUAGAAGCAUAUUUUGAACAACUAGCCAUUCCAGGGAUGAUGUAUGAAGCAGGAGGACAGGAGUCACCAGCGGAGGGUUUUAAGUUCCCUGCAAAUGAAGACAGUAUCUUAAACUGUGAGUUUCAAUCAGAAGAUAACAGUCCUCUGAUUCCUCAUGAUGCAUGUGCUUCAGGAAAUUCUCGUACUACUCACACCGAGUCUGAGGAAGGCCACGGUUGUCUGCCGGGUACUGGUGGCUGUGUAGGUACUGUUGAUAAUAAAAAGCAGGUAGAUAAUAUGAUAUCACUUUAUUCUCAUACCUGGAGAACUGAGAAGGAAGGGGCACACAAUUUGAAGGAUAUUGUUCCAAAUCAAAGCAGAGACUGUGGAGGAGAGGAUAUUGUGGUGAAGAGGCUGCGCGCUGUGGAUGAGACUCUCAGAUCUACUCAUCGUCACAGCACAAGUGAAACAGAAGAUGGCUCCGACCCAGCUGACUCUGUCAAACAGGAUUCAGAAUCUCCUCACCAAAAUAAGCAUUUUGCUUCAGAUUUAGAAACAGUUCCAAAUGUGGAUAGAUGCUUAAAUACAGAGACUACUACAGUGUUUAUUCAAAAAGAUGGAGACAUUGUAUCUUCGAAGACUAAUGGUGACAAUGGAAUUAAUUCUCUUUGGUCACCGUCUUCUGAAAGGAGAGCAUGUGGAUUUUAUGAGUCCAGUUCAAAGACUAGUGACAAUCUCUCACAGAAUGUAGUCUACAAAAGUGAGGACGGAAGAUGGGUCACCGACCUUGCCUACUACACAUCUUUUAUUGAUCAACAAGAUUUACAGAUGUCUCCAAAUAAUGAAAUGAAUGAAGACUUCAGAUCUGGUUCUGAAGCAUUGGAUUUAAUUGCAAAAGAUGAAGAAGAAUUCAAUAAAGAACAUCCAUUUAUACAGGAUGAAAAAAUAGAUGUUCAGAACACUUCAGUGGCACUUGGCGAUACAUCCUGGGUAGCGGCAGUCAAUUAUUAUUUAUUGAGAAAAUCACUUGGCACAUCAGAUUUUGAUAAAGAUAAUGGCAGCUAUCUACGCCUGUCAUUAGGAGAAUUCUUUGCAGAAAGAUCUGAAGCUCUUGGUUGCCUUGGUGGUGGUGAGGAUGUAAAAAGACCAUCAUUUGGUUAUUUUAUUAGAUCACCAGAGGAGAGAGAACCUGUUGCAUUAAUAAAAUCUGAUUUGUCAAGAAGUGAUUUGGAGAAAGAAACAACUCAGCCUUACCGAGGUUUCUCUUCAGGAGUCUUGAAUGAACAGUCCCAGGCACUGCCAAGUGAAGGAUCGGUUACACUCGAGGCUGAAGAACUGCAGAGAAAUUCCCAGGUGGAUGAAGAUGACAUUACACUAACUACCAGCAGAAGCCAGACAGAGGACACUCUUUGCGGUAAUAACAAGCUUCGGGAAUAUAAAAGCACACUGUCUGGAGGUGAAGAUUCUGUACUUAGAAUAAGCACCAUUGCAUCAGCCUUCGCAGACGUGUCAGUGAGCACUGACCCUGUCCAGCUUGUUGCCAUGAUGAAGGCACUCAGAAAUAAAGGAAGAGGCAAGUCUUUUCAGGGUGAUGAGCUGCAAGAGGACUGCUCCACCAUCUCUCAUGUCUUACUUAGUGAUUUAGAAAGAAGUAACAGGUCCAAUGUACUUGAUAUGGAGAAAUACCUUACAAAAACAGAGUUUAGUAGCUGUGAAGGUGCACGAGAGCCCUUUUCAAGAGCAGGCACAUCUGACAUGUGGGAUUUAUGUUCGCCCGAACGGCAGACUGUUCAAGGCACGGGUAUGGUGAAUGUUUGUGCUACUAAUACAAGGGAAGCAGAAGAAACUACAGAAGCUAUUUUCUGUGGUGAAAAUAUAGAGCGUGAUAUUCAAGAAUCCCUGAGAACAAACACGAGAGAGAAUGGAAACACGGCCAUGGGGAGUAUGCCCCGCUCUGUUGACACAUUGCUGGAUGUGCGGAACAGUGAAAAAGCUACCUCAGUUUCCAGUGCAGCAUCCAGGAGUGACUCAUUACUAAGGAACCCCAGAGUACCUUCCUUUAGCAUUGUAGAACAAUGUGAGGAAAUACAAGAUACCCGAGACCAUGGAAGGAAGAAAGAGAGUGUCAGCGAGACAAGCCGCAGUGACAAGCGUGUCACCUUUGAAGACGGUCUUGUGGUCUUACCUAAAAGUGUUGAUUUGAAAACUGCCUCUCCUGAGAGUGGUGGAUCUGGCUUUCAAGACGAGGAGAGCUUCAGACUAUCACCACUCAGUCAUUCUUCUCCCAGUGAAAUUUCUGGAAACUUCUCAGGAAACAAAAUUUGUCCCAUUCAGAGUGAUCUCACCAAUGAACUGAGUACCACAAUUGUUCGAGCCAGUCCUACUCCACCAGAGGAACAAGCUGUGGAGAAACUAAGAGACAAAAUUCCAGGUCAGAAUGCAGGAAAAGUGCCAGUGCCGAGUGUUAUCCAGAGUAAGUCUGGUUCAGCAAACAUGACACAGACUCCUUCUCUGAGGAACAGAUUUGAAGAUGGAGAACCUAACUUUACAUCCAGUCAAGAUAUUUCUUCUAAAAGUAGGGAACCCUUGGAGGCUGGUAAGAUGGAUUCAGCAUCUGCUUCCAGUGAGCAGGAUCUGACUGGCCAAGCUCUCCUGAACAAGCCAGCUCUAAACCACCAGUCUGGACCAGCCAUACCGAACCUCCCUCAAUUGAUCCAGAAGACUGUGGAUCAAGGUCAAAGAUUAUCAUCUACUUGUCUGUCAACUGCCAGCAGUGAAUCUAGCAGCCAGACUCCUAAUCUGGGCACCUCUGGAAACCAGCAUAAUCCUGCACCCCACAUUUCAGCUUAUGCUUCUGUUGCUAAGGUGCAGAACCAGCCUGCUGUGUGUCCUGCCCUCUGGACUGGACAUUCUUUAUACAUAGCUCCUGGGGCCCCACAGUAUUUGGGGCCAGUCUCUUCAUCUGGGAGUGCCACCUUGUCACAGUGCCAUGCAGGCAUGCAGAUCUGUGGGAUUUCAGGGUAUUCUCCUUAUCCUCCCGUUGCACCGGAGCAUGUGGCUUCUGGGGUGUAUUUAGGACCAACUCUUGCUUCUGGACUGACGGCCCCCUCUUCUCUUUACAACCUGUGCUCUACUGCUGCACAUCAGAACUUGCUUAGUACAGCAAAGCCAUUUCCUGUGCAGUCUGUUGGUACAAACUGUGAAGCUGAACCAUGGGACUCGGGGAUGAUGCCUGGAUUUGGGAAUGCCAGAGUACCCGAGGAGCUGAGGUUCCCUCACGCUUGCUGUGUAGGCAUUGCUUCACAGACCCUCCUUAGUGUCCUCAACCCGACUGACCACUGGCUGCAAGUCAGCAUCAGAGUUCUCAGUAUCUGGGUGAACGGUGAGAAGGUGGAUCUUUCAACACAAACCUGUUUAGUUUUCAAGAAUAAAGUUGUGAUAAGACCUCAUGCCACUGAAGAAAUAAAAAUUCUUUUUAUCCCCACAAGUUCUGGAAUUUUCAGAUGUACGUUCAGUGUUGCUUCUUGGUCAUUUUCAGCAGAUGCUGAUACAAUAGGGCAAGCAGAAGCUCUGGGAAGCAGAGUUACUCUUACUGCCAUUGCAGAAACCCCUGUUAUUGAGGUAGAAACAGAAAAGAAUGGUGUUCUGGAUUUUGGUGACUUGACCUAUGAAGGCUGGAAAGCUCUCCCACUCAAGUUAAUAAAUAGGACACAUGCUACUGUGCCAAUCAGAUUGAUUAUUAAUGCUAAUGCCUUAGCCUGGCGCUGCUUCACGUUUUCCAAAGAGCCCAUCCAUACAUCUCUGAAAGCUGCUCCGUAUGCUGACGUUACUGCUCGGCUAGCAGCCCCGUCCGUAGUCAGUCAUGUGAUGCCUCCCAGUUACGACGGAAAGGAUCCAGAAUUUCUGAUAGUUUGGGUUAUUUUCCACAGCCCAAAGAAACUCCUCACUUCAGAAAUUCUAGGCUCAGCAGAAGAAUUCUUGGCCAGAGUGGAUAUAGAAGUGGACAGCCCAAACCCUAUUCCUGUUCUUAGAAGCGUGGAUCUCCGAGCACGAGCAGGGGUAGCUAGGAUCCAUGCCCCUCGGGACUUGCAGACUAUGUAUUUGUUGGCUGAUGUGAAUUCCUCAACAAAGCAUCCCUUGCCUUUGAAAAAUGCUGGGAAUAUUGAAGUUUAUCUAGAUAUCAAGGUCGCUGAACAAGGAAGUCAGUUUUCAGUGGACCCAGAGAGUUUGUUUCUUAAACCUGGAGAAGAACAUGAAGUUACAGUUUCAUUUACACCAAAGGAUUCCAAAGCAUGUGAGGAAAGGAUCCUGAUAAUAUUUGUGCAGCCGUUAGGACCUCAGUAUGAAGUAGUGUUAAGAGGUGAAGUCAUUUCUUCUGGGAGUAAACCUCUGCCACCCGGUCCUCACUGCUCAGAUAGCCCACCGAUACUGUCCAAUAAGCAGUUUCUGACGUGGGGUGGUGUCCCUCUUGGCAGGACACAGCUCCAGAAACUAGCUUUAAGAAACAGUUCUACAACUACAGCCCAAAAUUUGCGACUAUUUAUCAAAGGACAAGAUCAGGAUUGCUUUCAGAUUCAGAACACUUUUGGCUCAGAAGAGCGACUGACCAGUAAUUGUGAGAUCAGAAUUUGCCCAGGAGAGGACUUUGUAAUCUCUGUGUUAUUUGCACCUACUCGAUUAUCUUGCAUGUUGGCUAAACUAGAAAUCAAGCAACUUGGAAAUCGAUCUCAGCCAGGCAUAAAGUUUAUGAUACCUUUGUCUGGAUAUGGAGGAACAAGUAAUCUUAUUUUAGAAGAUGUUAAGAAAUUAUCUGACAGUUACUUGAUAACAAUGAAUGGCUUAAUUCCUGGCAAAGAAAGUAAAGUUGUUUUUUCUAUCCGCAACACUGGCUCCAGAGCAGCCUUUGUUAGAGCAGUAUGUUUUAAAGAUUCUCAAAGAAAAGUUUUGCUGGAUCCUAAAGUAUUGAGGAUUUUUCCAGAUAAAUUUGUACUUAAGGAAAGAACCCAAGGACAUAUUACUUUAGUAUACAAUCCAUCAAGCAGAAAGAGUGGUGAAAAACCUGCAACAGAACUGUUAACUGUCUACAUGUUUGGUGGUGAUGAAAUCUCCAGACAGCAGUAUCGAAGAGCUCUGUUGCAUAAACCAGGAGUAAUAAAGCAGGUACUUCCAGAACAUAGUGUGCUACAGCACAUGGACUUCACUGAAGCAUUUCAGGAUGAGCUGCUUACAGAUGAAGCGUGUGAUCUUCCUCAGCGGCCUAAUGACAUUGAACUCUUCUAUGGAAGCAUGCGUAAAAUUACCCUGUCUGUAAUUGGAGAAUUCAGAGAUUCCAUUUGUAGCAGAGAAUUUCUUCAGCCUCCCUCCAGUACUGAAUCCAAAAGUAAUUUCUCCAGUGACUCUAAAACUUCUAGAAAACAAAGUGGCAAUGUCUUUUUGGAUGUUUUACCAGUUAAAGGCCCUCAAGGUCCUCCUUUUCUCUCACAAACUGCCCACCCAGCCCAGGACACACCAUCCUCUGAAGAAAGGUGGGCUGUCCAUCCAGAACACUUGAUUCUGGUAGCUCCUUCCUCUUGUGAUUUGGCAAAAACUGGAUGUUUCCAAAUUAUAAAUAAUUCUGUUACUUUACUGAAAUUUGAGCUGUACUGGCCUGCACAUUGCCUGACAGUCACACCACAACAUGGAUUUAUCAUGCCAGAGAGUAAAAUACAAAUUCUCGUGAGUCCUAAUUUUUCUGUGUCCACGAAAGAGUCAAUGUGCCCAUGGACUGGUUUGAUCUACAUACACUGUGAUAACGGACAGAGGAAAAUUGUAAAAGUACAAAUUCGAGAAGAUUUGACUCCAGAACCGUUACCUCACUUGCCCUCCUCCAGCACAUUUGGAAUUCUUGCCCCGGCACCGGAGCCUUCCAUUAGUCGUUUGACAAAACUAAUAACAAAACCACCUUCCACAAAAGUUGAAAUUAGAAGCAAGACAGUAAUUUUUCCUCCAACAGAACCUGGUAGAACCUCAGAGAGCUAUCUGGAACUGGAGAAUUGUGGCCCCACAGAUGUAAAGUGGCACCUGUCAUCUUUUGCACCCCCGUAUGUCAAGGGAGUUGAUGAAACUGAAGAUGUUUUUCGAGCUACCUACACAACCUUCAGAUGUUCUCCCAUUUCUGGCACACUAGAAGGUCAUGGAAUCCAAAAGGUCUCCAUCAUAUUUCUGCCCAGAGACAGAGGGAAUUAUACCCAGUUUUGGGAUGUUGAGUGCCAUCCUGCUAAAGAACCUCACAUGAAACAUACAUUGAGAUUCCAGCUCUCUGGCCAGAGCAUCAGAGCAGAGAAUGACCCUGAAGGCUCAUGCUCCUCCAGAGGUACCCUCAUUAAAGUAGAUACUGCAGUCACGUCCCGGAGGCGUGCUGUGUCUGAGACCACUGCUCACACGCCUGGCAGGCAGCUGGACUCGAGCCAUCAUGGAGUAUAUGCCCCAAAGGAUGUCUACAUGUUCCUGCCAACCAAACUUGGGGAAUCCAGGACACUGAAAGUCAAUUUGAGAAAUAAUUCUUUUUCCACUCAUUCACUGAAGUUUUUGAGCCCCAGAGAACCUUUCCACAUCAGACACUCCAAGUACACUUUGAGGGCCCGACACUAUAUCCACAUCCCGGUGCACUUCAGACCCGAGGCAGUGGGCAGAUUUGAAGCUUUACUAGUGAUCCAGACAGAUGAAGGCAAGAGUAUUGCUGUUCGACUGAUCGGCGAAUCCCUGGGAAAAAGUUAACUAGAAUACAUGUUGUAUAAAUGACCUGCUUAUAUUUUGGCAAUCUCAUUUUUCUACACCAAAAUUAUGCUGUUGUAUAUAUUUUGUAUGAUAAAUUCAAUGUGUAUAAAUUAUAGAUUUGUUUUAUAAAGAAUUUAUUUCUGAAGCCCUCACUAAAUAUCAUGUAUCUAGAUCACAGUAUUAACAUUUACAGGGGAGAAGUUCUAUUUUUACAUUGAUUAUGACAUUCUGAAUAAACGUGGCAUAUGUUUUGAUAUGGUGUAUUUACAAAUAAAGUUGAUAUUUAACUUGAA